Messenger RNA from Dermacentor andersoni, 1263 nucleotides. RefSeq lists its product as uncharacterized. The record is from RefSeq and is a predicted model, not a curated record. NCBI's taxonomy places the organism in Eukaryota, Metazoa, Arthropoda, Arachnida, Ixodida, Ixodidae.
UCGACAUGAACGGAUACGCGUGCGUUUUCUGUAUGGGUAAAAGAAGAAGCAGAGGUGCGCUUCGUUCGAAAUGGCGAAGAAUAUGCGCAACCUCCGCGCCGCGCGCGAAUACGUGGACGUCGUGAUGCAGCGCCUGCGCGACGACGUGCGGCUGCAAGAGAUGGAGCCGAGCGAACUACGGAGCACGGGCGACGGCUCCGACUGGAAGCUCCACGACGGCACCGUCCGAGGCCUGGGCCGGGUCAGCCACGACGGCAGGCCGUGGCUGGUCGAGGUGCUGCCGCACAACGAAGGCGACGCCGACGCACCGACGCCGGAGGAGCGAUUCGACGUGGCCGCCACGGUGUUGGUGCGCGACUGCGAGUUUGAAGCCUUGUACGACUACACGGGCGUCGCGCAACAGGUCUCGGGCAAGGUCACCGGAAAAGUGGAGAUCGUGCGCGUGUACAUGCUCAUUGGCCACCCCAAGGGGCCAGAUGAUGUGCCUGAGCUGAAGGUGUUCGACACGAAGGAGUUCAUGGGCCUGACGCUUGCCAAGGUGAGCGUCGGCAUACUUCACCAGAAGUUCAUCACGGAAGCCACCGCUCAGGCUGUGCGCAGCUGCAUUGAGCAAGCGAUGACGUCACGUGUGGCGCCGCUACUGGCCACCGUGCUCAAAGGCAUCUCUUUCCCAGACUUCACCAAAGUACAGCAUUAACAAGAUCAAACGUGGCCUCCAAAAGAGUGUCUAAGGAUUUGUCUAAAUUACUGGAUAAAAUGGUGCUUAUUGGACAACAGUGUGUGAAAGCUUUUAAUCAUGGGCAUGGCCUCCGAGAUCACAACAUCGCGAUCUCGGAGGCCACGUGAUGGGAGUGCUUGUGUGUGCAAGUACUUUGCAUGCACACAAACAAUCUUGCCUACCUUCCCUACCAGAAAUAAAUUGGAAUGAGUGCCCACAAUAAGGCUCGUACACACCUAGGCACUGUGUGCUGCCCUGCCUGUAUGGUAAUGUUCAAUAUGAGCUGCAUUUCUGUGCCCAUGUUCGAAGAAGUUCCAAGACUGCACAGGCACCCAUAUACGAAAAUUUGGCAAACUAAACAGUGUUCCCUUUGCAUGGUAUUUAAUACACCACUUUUUCGUAUACCGGCAUUGCCGAGCAGUCUAGAAGCCCUUUCGACCGUGGGCUGUACUUCACAGAGACUUUAUCUUGUGACACAGAUGACAGCCCAGGGGGCACUUAAAAGUGGUAAGCAAUGACUACGCCUUGAGUUGGCUGGCAAACUU